Anopheles coustani is the source of this 2701-nucleotide messenger RNA. RefSeq names its product SH3 domain-containing protein 19. The coding region runs from base 251 to 1936 and encodes 561 amino acids. Gene Ontology annotation, cellular component: actin cortical patch. Gene Ontology annotation, biological process: actin cortical patch localization; plasma membrane tubulation; endocytosis. The transcript is spliced from 4 exons. Lineage: Eukaryota; Metazoa; Arthropoda; Insecta; Diptera; Culicidae. Gene Ontology annotation, molecular function: protein binding; lipid binding. The record is from RefSeq and is a predicted model, not a curated record.
UUGUUCACAGAAAAUGGUAUAUCGGACAUAGCAGUGUUGCAGAAUCGCAAAAAAAAACCCGUCCGUUUGCAUCGUUCUGUGGUGUUUCAAUAUACAGUCUGGUUAUAGUUGUCAUACCUAAUCUGCUGUUAUCUGUUGUGUGAGCUUACGUUAGCUGCAACGAGAAGAACAGGCACCGAAACGUUUUUCGUGGGAAUACCCAGUCCGCCACAAUUACGCUGCAGUGUGUUGUUUCAAAAUCAUCCAGCCCAUGAAUAGAAAUAUGACUAUUCCGUCGAGACCAGCACCUCCUCCACCGCAGCGAAGCGCAGCCCCUCCAUCGCGGUACGCUCCGAUUACGGAUUGGGAUUUUUGCGCAUUCGAUUCCGGUGCUGGCAACGAAGCAUCAUCAAAUCGAACGUUAACCAGAGCUAACCAGCAGCAACAAGCGCAGCAUCACAAUGUUAAGGCGAAAAAGCCGCCGCCCCCGCGACCUCCGCCACCCAAAUUGUCGGUAGCCCCCGCUGCCCCACUAAAGAAACCCGGUCAGCCUCAAUCGAUCAACAUCCUAUCCAGUCUCUUUGGCCAGAAACGGUCCUCCAAUGGGGCGGCUGCAAACGUCGGCAAAUCAGGUGGCGGCAGUGCGCUUUCGCUGACGAAAUCGGGUUCAAGUGCUCCACCGGUAAAAUUACUGCCACCUCCGGCAUCGGUUGGCUCAGCGAAGGGUAUGUCCAAACAGCACCAUCAUUUAAGCCAAUGGACUCCACCAACACAUAACAGCAGCAGCACCAUCGGAGGCGGCCAUGGGCAACAAACUUCGAGUACCACGACAGUAGCCACGGCCGAGCUAAUUAGUUUCGAUUCUCCACCGAGCUCUCCUACUUUUACGCAAAAGUCCUGCAGCGAUUGCAUCAGCGUGGAUAGUUUUAGUUCUGAUUCAAACUAUUCAUCGCCCCACAAUGGAAAUAUGUCUCAGGCAGAGAGCGGCUUUGAGGAUGAUUUCGUGAGCAGCAAUCGAGUAGGUUCGUGCAUACCGUGGGUCGAACCUUCGUUCGAUCCAUUCGAUGUCGGUUCGACGUCCAACUCCCGGCGGGCUCCUUCGGCACCGCCACCGGGCAUUUAUGCUUCGGUGCCACUUUCUUCGUCAUCGACAGCCCAGAUUCGUACACCGCUGGUAAAUAGCAAGCUACAGAAAUCGGAUUUCAUCGAUCCGUUGUGUAACGGGCGCAGCGUCCUUUCGAAAGUACCAACCGUUUCGAUGCCAACUAUCAUUAAGCCACCCGGCAGUGCUUCGGGAAGCCAAAAGUCCACUCCGUCCCAUUCCGUUUCCACUUUGGCGAGUUCACGUGGCACGCUACAACCGUCCGCUCCGAAACCAAAUGUAGCAGCGGCAAACGGAUCUAUACAGCAUGGUCUAGACGAGGAUCUUAUCACAGGAGGGACAUCCGUGUUUGAUUCGCCACCGUCUCCACCGAUGCCGUGCGUUCCGCCUCCGCCACCUCCUUCAUUUGGCGAGUACAAGGAAGAAGCGUAUGGCAUUGCGUUGUACGACUUUGAGGGUGAAACGAUGGAGGAUCUUAGUUUUAAGACGAACGAGAAAAUUUAUCUUCUGAGCCGAUUAAACGAGGAAUGGUAUAUGGGUCGUGACCGCAGAGGCCUUGAAGGAAUGUUUCCUGUUAACUACGUCGAAGUUAAGGUUCCUCUUUCUACUGAACAGCCACAACAACAGGAUGAAUCAGUGCCAACGGCGAAAGCCGGCACGCAAAAGGUGCGUGCACUGUACCAAUUUACGGCGGAAACAGCGGACGAUCUUACAAUUAUGGAGCAUGACAUGGUGACCGUGCUUUAUCAAAUCACACCGGAGUGGUUGUACGGAGAAAUCAACGGUCGAAGGGGACAAUUUCCCGCCAAUUAUAUCGAAUAUGUGCCUAAAAAUUUACAACAAAUGCCUGUUUGACUCGGUUGGUGCUAAAGUGAGCCGUCUGAGUAGGCUUAACUCAUCGUACUACUAAACCGUGGCGUCCUGAAGCUGGUUCUUUGACGGAGCACUUUGAUGGCGAGUGGGUUUGUUAGAUAUUUGUAAUUCGAUCGAUGAGGCACUGUGAUUCGCGAGUAAUAUGCAGUUGUAACAAGCAGACAAAGAGCAGGAGAUGUUUUGGUGGCCAUGUAUAGCAGAACGGUGGUUUGUCGUUUUUCCUUAUUUUUUUUUGCUACCCAUCUUGCUAUAAACAAGCUGAUACACUGGUGAUAAUUAGUUUAGCAAACAAACCAUCACUAUGUAUUGUGUAUACAAAAUGCAAUAUGCCCAAUGCAGAUACAAACAUGAAGGUAUUUUGUAUUUUUUUAUUCUUAUAUGUAUGCUAUUGGUAACGACUGUAUGAGCGAAACAGAUAUAGAAUUUAGAGUCAAGUUUGGUCUGCUUUACAGACAUGCGAUGGAUCAGUCACAGGAAAGACUUUACGGAAUGAAACGUGUCCGCACUUGCAAUUACAAAACCGAAGAAAAUACAAUACUGUUGGAGAAUAAUACUGCACUAUGCAUUAAAAAAAUAAACUCGCAUAAAUAAGCUGCUAUAGAUCUGAGCAUAUGCAAUUUAACGACCAACUAACGUGAUCAUCUAACUCAUUCAUCUGGCACAACCUCGCAAAGAAGGCGAUGAUUUCAGAUGUACUUUUAUAUAUUCACAUGAUAAUGCAAAUAAAGCAGACAUUUUCAACACGUA